GCAGGGGACGCAGCGGAAAAGGCCAGCACUGUGCCCUGCUCGCCCCACCCUCUGUGUCAACAAGGCGGGCCUCAUAAAGCCUCUGAGGCGGCCCGGGCCACAUUUCCUCCUUGGCCUAACCAGCCCCAAGCCAGGCAGCAGAGUUGGCACCAUGACGGAGCUGGAGACAGCCAUAGGCUUGAUCAUUGACGUCUUCAGCCGCUACGCAACCAGCGAGGGCAGCAAGCAGAGCCUGACCAAGGGCGAACUGAAGACGCUGAUGGAGAAGGAGCUCCCCGGGUUCCUACAGAGCGGAAAGGACAAGGAUACUGUGGACAAACUGCUCAAGGACCUGGACGCCAACGGAGACGCCGAGGUGGACUUCAACGAGUUCAUGGUGUUUGUGGCCACGCUCACUUCCGUCUGUCAUAGUUUCUUUGUGAAGGCAGGACCCGUAUGAAGCCCUGGGCUGCAGAUUCCUGGCCAGCCGGUGCGUCAGGGGCUGGGGGCGGGUCCCUGGCUUCCAGGAACACUUGCUGCCAGGGCUGAGCCUGCUGCUGGUGUCGCUCUGAUGAAUAAAUGCUUGUCAGAUGGUA
Messenger RNA from Heterocephalus glaber (naked mole-rat), 575 nucleotides. RefSeq names its product S100 calcium binding protein P (gene S100p). The record is from RefSeq and is a predicted model, not a curated record. Lineage: Eukaryota; Metazoa; Chordata; Mammalia; Rodentia; Bathyergidae. Gene Ontology annotation, biological process: endothelial cell migration. Gene Ontology annotation, cellular component: cytoplasm; extracellular exosome. Gene Ontology annotation, molecular function: transition metal ion binding; calcium-dependent protein binding; calcium ion binding.